ACGGUUAACUUCACCUCACACCCAAACUUUUGUAUCCAUUCCAUCCACUCAGGACUAUGAGUAUUUAAUACGUUCAGUUUAAUUUAAAUUAAGUUAAGGAAGAAGAGAAAUGUCAUUCCGUUACAGAGUCAAGUCGAGAUUGUUACGACCUCAGUCGAGCUUCUUAAAAGACACGCCGGGAUCAAUUUCAAUCGACCUUUCCACCCAUGCGGAAGCCGAAGAUCCAAGGGCACAAAGUGAACCAGGAUCCAUCGCAAACGAAGAAGAAGAAGAAGUCGUUCAAUUCCCACUUUUCAGAAAUGUCAGCCUGAAAAAGAAAAUUCCGCCGAAUAGAGCUAGCACAAUUCGCCGAAAUGAUUCUCCACUAGCUUCACCAACUGAGCUUGAUCCACCAAAAUGGGAGGAAGCCGGAGAAGAACCACUUUCCGACAGUGAACUCAACAUCAACAUUGAGCUCGACUUCGGCUGGAUCUUCGGCUGGAUGGAACGCAUCGUCUGGCUCACCAUGUUCAUCUCUGUCAGCUGGGCCAUCUUCUACAACUUCGAGCGUGCCACCAGCGAAGUCUGCUACAUCCAUGGCGACGAGCACUACCCAUUUAACAUCCUCCCCUCCCUGUCUCGGGCCAUGAGCUCGUUUCGCGUCGGCAAAUUCAUCUGGACCGCCAUCAUGGCCGGCGUUUUCGUGGCACGCCUGCUAUCAAACCAUUUCCUCCAUCGCCUCUACGAAACCUGGUAUUUCGACAAUUGGUUCAACAAAAUCUACCUGAACGUCGCUUAUCUGCUCGAUACCCUGGAAAUUAUCAGUCUCGUCAUGAUUCCCGCUUUUUCGCUGGACUGCGACCCGGGCGAGCACUCCGUAUUUUUCCGGGUUUUUAUCGUCCUCACCUUUGCGGCCGAGUUGUUACAAUAUUUUACCAAGUUUUUGAAGAGAAAAGUCGGAAUUGUCCUGCAUUCCAAGGACGUGAAUAAUUAUUAUAGGCAGAUUGGGGUAUUGAUCAUUCUCCAAAUGGUGUUUAUUGCUUGCAUGGUGACGGGCUACAUGUUGCAUGAUAAGCUGUGUGGAGACCUUAUGUGGUCGAUAUUUACGGUGUCGGAGUAUGUAACGGUGGUGAUUAAUGUCAGGUUUAAACGGGAUACGGUACUGUUUGUUAAAUAAAUUGGGACUCAAGUGGUUUAAAUAAAUGAUGUGGUUCUUGUCCGUCAGUUUUAAUUAGUUGAUGCAUUGGUUUUUAGUUAUUAUUUAUUUAGAUAUUAAAGUGCUCAUGAAAAUCUAUGAAAAAAAUGUCGAUGCGUUCCUAAUACAUGUCCAGAUUUAUGUAUGUGUAUAAUUUAAGGUUGUUAGCAAUAAAUAAACCGUUAUAAAUGAAAA
Molecule: messenger RNA, 1369 nt
Organism: Folsomia candida
Lineage: Eukaryota; Metazoa; Arthropoda; Collembola; Entomobryomorpha; Isotomidae
Exons: 4
Coding region: 110-1156 (348 amino acids)
Biological process (GO): GPI anchor biosynthetic process
Cellular component (GO): Golgi membrane; endoplasmic reticulum membrane
Source: RefSeq, a predicted model, not a curated record